This is a messenger RNA of Lucilia cuprina (Australian sheep blowfly), 2547 nucleotides long. RefSeq lists its product as uncharacterized. Gene Ontology annotation, biological process: proteolysis. The transcript has 12 exons. The record is from RefSeq and is a predicted model, not a curated record. Gene Ontology annotation, molecular function: serine-type endopeptidase activity. Lineage: Eukaryota; Metazoa; Arthropoda; Insecta; Diptera; Calliphoridae. Bases 79 to 2361 code for a protein of 760 amino acids.
UAUUAUAACACUUUUAUCAAUUUAACUGCAAAUAUAAAUAUUUUUUAACAAAAUAAGCAAAUUUGUUCAGAAAUAACAAUGAUUCGGUGGCUGAUUUUAAUUCUUUUUUUAACACUGAAUCAUGUAAAUUCCAAAUAUGCUACACCAUGCCUUAUAUCAGGCCAACAAUCUGGUUUUUGCAUGCCAGUUAAAUCAUGCAAAAGAAUUUAUGAUUUUUUUACUCGAGUUAGCCAAAAUGGUGGCAAUAUUUCGGAGCAUGAGAAAACUAAAUUAGCCUCAUUAUAUUGUGGUACAUUUAACAGUGCUCCACACGUUUGCUGUCCAAAAGAAGAUAUUCAAUUAAAUGUUGAGGGUUUGAAUAUUUUAAAAAAUCAAACAUGUGGUGUUUAUUUCAUAAACACUGUUGCAAAUGGACAAAACGCAUCUAUAUUUCAAUAUCCAUGGAUGGCUUUAUUAAAAUAUGAUGGUCAGAGUGAUCCCUUUAAAUGCGGAGGGUCUUUAAUAAGUGAUCAAUAUGUCUUGACAGCAGCACAUUGCGUUAAGGGAAAAGAAGAUGUACUUAAAACUGUUCGUUUAGGAGAAUUUCAGAUAAGCACUGAAAUUGAUUGCACUAAUGUAAGGCGAAAAAAUCAAUGUGCUCCACCCGUAGAGGAUGUUGAAAUUGAAGAACUGAUAAUGCAUGAACAUUAUCAGGGUAUAUACCAUGAUAUAGCACUAAUAAGAUUAAACCGCAAAGUGGAAUUUAAACGUCACAUCAAACCAAUUUGUCUUCCAAUUUAUGAAUACUUACGUACACAGGAUCAUGACAACUAUGUAAUAUCUGGUUGGGGUAAAACAGAAAAUGGUAUAACAUCAGAUAUAUUAUUGCACGCUUUUGUACCCAAAGUUAAUCGUUCGAUGUGUCAAAAUCAGUUGAGUUUUUAUAGUUUACGACAUCCCUUAAAUGAUGGUCACAUUUGUGCUGGUGGCAGAAAUUUAGUUGAUACAUGCCGUGGCGAUUCUGGAGGACCUUUGCUUUAUCGAGAUUUUUAUGAGAAACGUCCACGUAUUAUACAAUUUGGAAUAGUUUCUACAGGAUUGCGCACUUGUGGAGUUGUCAAUGUACCAGCUAUUUAUACAAAUGUUUCGCAUUACAUACAGUGGAUAACAGAUAAUUUGAAAGAAACUGUUAGCAAAUUAAAAAAUUUUAUAAAUGAUAUAAAUCGUUAUAAAUUGACAUUUAUAGAGGAAUCUUGCACAACACCAGCUCUGGAAAAUGGCUUUUGUGUUCCGUAUAAAGAUUGUCCAUUUGUUCAAGAAUUAACACAAAAUUAUGGUAGUGCCGAAGCUAUACCCAAGUAUUAUUUUAAUUUUAUAUUUAAGUCAAAGUGUUCAAAAGAAAAAGAACCCAUACGACUAUGUUGCAAACUUCCGAAAGAUUAUAUGAAACCAACUGCACAGCCAUCAGAAGCCCCUGUAGUUACACCUGCUGGUGCUGAUCCUAAAUUAACCGAAGAUCUUGACUACAACAAAGAUUUUAAUUCACAAUUCAAUGCUCAAGGUAUAAGUAUUCUCAGUGGAUUAAGCUGCGGAAUGACUGGAGGAGAUCGUGUGGCUGGCGGUAAUGAAACAGAUUUAGCAGAAUAUCCAUGGAUGGCUUUAAUACGCUACGAUGCACCUGGUGAUGAGUUUAAAUGUGGUGGUUCCUUGAUAACAAAUCGUUAUGUUUUGACAGCUACACAUUGUGUUAAUAAGGGCAUAUAUCCAGCAAUUGGAGUACGUUUGGGAGAACAUGAUCUUUCAACUAAUCCAGAUUGUAGACAAAAGGGAAGAAAAAAAGUAUGCAGUCCAGUUGUAGAAGACUUUGGCAUCGAAAAAAUCGUCACACAUCCUCGUUAUAAUGAAAGACGACGCAUUAAUGAUAUAGCCUUAAUAAAGUUGGAUCGUAAUGUAGAUUUCAAAAAACAUAUUAAGCCGGUUUGCUUGCCCAUAACUAAGCCAUCUUAUGAAAUUGAAUCAAAUGCUUUUACCAUUGCUGGUUGGGGAGCCACAGAAAAAAGUACUCGAUCUUUAGUACUUUUAAAGGCUCAAGUAUUGGGUCAAUCACGUUCAGUAUGUCAAAAUGUUUUUUCAUCAUUUUCAAUUGAAAUAAAUCUAAAACAUAUUUGUGCUGGAGAUUUAAAAACUGGUCGUGAUACCUGCAGGGGAGACAGUGGUGGUCCACUGGUGGGUUUUAACACAUAUUCGGAUGUAAAACGUUAUAUACAAUAUGGUGUUGUGGCAUCGGGUGGUAUUGCCUGUAAUCUUGAACAAGGGUUUCCUGGUAUUUAUACAAAUGUUUUAACCUAUUUACCAUGGAUCACAAAUAAUAUUAUUGAUUAAUUUAGAGUAAGCAUUAGUAAUUUAAGUUCUAUUGAUUUAAGAAAGUCACAAUUUUAUUUACUCGUAUUUAGGUUUAAAAAAAUUGCAUUCAUCUAUGAAUUGUUAUAAAAAAAUAUUUUCUACAUUAUCAUGUCGUUAGAAAUAAGAGGAAGUAUAUGAAAAAUAUAAAAUACAAAUUUGUAAGUU